This is a messenger RNA of Monascus purpureus, 894 nucleotides long. The record is from the annotation of a GenBank genome assembly. NCBI's taxonomy places the organism in Eukaryota, Fungi, Ascomycota, Eurotiomycetes, Eurotiales, Aspergillaceae.
AUGGUGAACAGUGCCUUCAUUGAGAAGAUAGUGGCCUCAGAAGAGUUCAAGAUCCUCGACCAGGUCGUAAAUAAACCCGAUGCAACAGUUGAUGACGCUCUGCAGAAAGUCAUGACCAUGACAAUGGCGGCCAGCGCCGCGCAUGGUCCAAACUCCCUCCAAGGCGCCGGUCUUGUCGACUAUAACGUCUCCUUGGCUCUCAUGGAACUGGUUCAGCGCCUCGAUCCCAUCAAGCACGGCAAGCUCGUUGAGUUCAUCUCAAAACUCCAAAGGCAGACAGUGAUUAAUCCGUCAACGGGCGAGCCGCAGAAAAUCCAGGGCAAUACCCUCUGGACGGAUCUACCGUCGUUUGGCUACACCGAGCUGGAAACAUGGUACGAAUUCGGAGGUGAAUACAAAGAUCCCUGCGACCCUCGGAUGGACCGCAAGGAACAACAGCGGUGGGCCAAUUUGAACGCGUUUCUCGCGCAACUCAGCCAAGCCACUGAUGUUCACCACCCGUCUCCUGGCGAGGAAGUCCUCUUCCAUCCCCUGGACAAAUCUCUUCGAGCACUGUGGACGAUGCAAAAGGCACUUGAAAAUGGGGACUGUCCUCCCAAGACACUGGUUGGCACGGUUGCCCUGCGAGCCGCAUGCCUGUGGUUUAUCUACGCCGCGGACCGGCUGUGGGCCAAUGUUCAGAGCGGUCGCACAUACCCCGAGGCCUCAGGAGCCGGACCCGGAAGUGAGAAGUACGCUCAGAAGGGCUGGAAGGGGUACGAACGAGAGAGGUGGGAUGUCUGGGAGCAGGGUCUGCAGGAUGCGAAAGCAGCGUGUACAGAUGAAGGGGAGAAGACACUGAUUGAAGACGCUUUGGCGCACAUGAGCCGCACGAUGCAGGUAUCUGGAUUCUGA